AUGAGAUUACAUCGAACAUAUCCUAUAUGGCUUCAUUUAUUACAUAUUCUUUAUCAUGGAAUUUUCACUUUGUUUCAAAUAAUCGGUUUUAUUACUUCAUUUAAUUCCCCGGCUAAAUUUGAAAAUCAAGGACCGGGUUGGCGUUUUCGUUAUGUAACAACAUGGAUUUUAGUAACAUUAGCAUUAUAUAUGUUAGCAGCUUUUAUAUUUGAUAUUAUACUUAUUUUAAAAGGUAUUAAUAAUUCUCUUGUUAAACAAUUAAAAAUUCAUCUCGAUCGAUUUUUUUGUUUAAUGUUUUCAAUAUGUGUUGGAUUAGGAUUCUUUUUUCAUUUAUUAUUUUUUAUUAGUUGUAAAAAUAAUCAUCAUUGUCCUAAAUAUACUGAACCAUUGUGGUUUCUUCAUUUAACGCUAUUUUGGUAUGGAUUUGCUGAAUAUUUCUUUGUUCCACAUAAUACGAAACGAGAUAUUAAAACAACACCAAUUCUUAUUUUUAUUUUUUGCUUUAUGUAUUUUAUUAAUUAUUGGUUAUUUGUAUUACAAACUCAUGGUCAUCAUCCCUAUGGUAAUCCAUGGCCUGCAUGGCAAUGGUUGAUAUAUUUCUGUUUUCCAUUAACAAUGCUUGUAUUAAGAUUGUUAAGUAUUAUUAGAGACCGAUUAUUUUAUAAGAGAGGAUUACGUUCAUAUUGUAUUUAUCCACCAAAAGAAUUAUCUAUGAAUUCAUGGUUAGGAUGGCAUCCAAAUUAUUCUCAAAUUGACGAAUCAUUCUCCGUACCUUUCAUUUCACAUUCUAUUUGGCUUUUCGUUCGUUCAUCGUAUAUUUUUGUUAUACUUUACAUUUUUGGCAUUUGUUUCCUUACACGAUGGUUUUCUCGUGGAAGACAGUUUGAUGCUUUUCAGGCUACGGACGUUCGUGGAAAAACCUAUUUGAUCACUGGAUCAGCGAGUGGUAUUGGAAAACAAACGGCUAUCGAACUUGCGAAGCGAGGUGCUAAAGUGGUAUUGUUUGCACGACCAAGCAAUCUCCAGCAAACAAUCAAUGAUGUCAAAAAAGUGGCACAAGAUGCCAAACUCAUCAGUGGUUAUCCACUUGACUUAGCUGAUCUACUUUCGAU
Molecule: messenger RNA, 1112 nt
Organism: Adineta steineri
Lineage: Eukaryota; Metazoa; Rotifera; Eurotatoria; Adinetida; Adinetidae
Source: the annotation of a GenBank genome assembly